UCGAGCCCCUGUCAACAUCAGAUUUUCUCCUGUGAUAUUUACAAUGCAUAAAAGACGCUGAGCCUGGUUGUCUUCACAACUCUUGGUGUUUACACGGACUCAAAGGACGCCGACAGCGGGUAUUACCUUUAACGUGAGUAAGUACUGGUCGCGAUUGUGUUGGUUUAUAUACUUACACAGCUGAUCCUCCAUAAAUCUGACACCCCUCUCACCUGUCAACUCACACAGUCCAAGUGGAGUGUUGGGAACAGAACACUCGCCCACAGCAGAACAGAGCAUAGCAGACCAGAACCUUCUCCAUCAACGCAACUACCGAAACGCAGAUAAUACACACCAAGGCACAUGUCGUCCGGCGGAAACAGUUCUAGCCUGGCCGAGAAGCCACUUCCGGUUCCGGUUGUUUCACAGCAGAAGCAGUCAUGGGUGAAAAGAAUAAAGCUGAAAAUGGCUAGUCCUGUGUACAGAGAAAAGUUCUACUACACUUUGGGCUUGUAUCUCUCGUCUUUCUUCUCUGGAUGGAUAGUUGGACUGAAGGGACCAGCGUUCCUCGACCUUCAGCAGAUCACUGGAGUUGGCACAAGCAAGGGUGCAGCCUUCUUCACAGCUGCAGCCGUCGGAGGUGUAGUUGGAAGUUUGGUCGGUGGCGCUCUCUACGACAGAUUCAACCGUCACGUGGUUCUGUUUGUGUCAUCCUUCCUGUAUGCUGUGACGUGUGCAAUCAUCCCCUGGUGUUCUGUGUACUGGACAAUGGUCAUGAUGUUCCUGUUACACGAACUGGUUACAGGAGCUGCCAGGUCAGGUACAAACGUGGAGAUCGUGGAGGAGUGGGGCGACGAGGGCAAACCCUUCAUGCAGGCUCUGCAUUUUUCCUUCUCUCUCGGGGCAACCGUUGCCCCCUUCGUCCUUGAACCAUUCCUCUCCCCAGAACCUGUGACAGAUACAGCUAACGCUUCUUUCACAACAACAAAUGACCCCUCCUUCACGACAACAACUUCCAGCAUGACGACUAUGGCACCCCCUAGGCCAGAGAGUAAUAUCCAUUAUGGCUUCCUCAUUGCUGCUGUUCUCUCAGGGUUGUCAUCCUUCGUGUUCCUCAUCAAAAACUUCCACGAAAAGAACAAGGGUACAGGUAACAUUCGACGGAAGGACACACAAAAGGACACCAAGGACCAGGAAGAGGAAGAAGGUCCCGUGAGGAAGAAGAGAACCCUCCCUCGACAUCUUCUCAUCAUCACCCUGGCACUCUUUGCUCUCUUCUACUUCUUCUUGGAUGAAGUAGAGGACACCUCUCCUUCUUUCUUGGCUGUGUUUGUCGUGAAGCAGAUGAAUUGGACAAAGAAAUAUGGUGGACGCCUGUCUUCCGCCUUCUGGGCCUCCUACACAGCAGGGAGAGGGGUUGGCAUCAUCCUCAUCAGUUUCGUCACACACACCCAGUUCUUCACCAUCUGUUGUGUGGUCCUCUGCACGUCCCAGCUCGGUCUCCUUCUGUCAGCCACCUAUGGAUUUGGUACAGGAAUCUGGAUCAGCAUUGUUGGUAUUGGGCUGGCGAUCUCAGUGGUGUUCCCUGCAAGUCUCACUUGGACAGAGAAGGAACUUGUCCAGCUCUCAGGGAAGCUGAUGGGAGUCAUCUAUGUUGCCUUGAGUCUUGGCGGACUUGCAAACCCUCAGAUCAUUGGGGUGACUAUGGAUCUAUAUUCACCAAUGUGGUACAGCUAUGUUUUAUUUGCGGAGAGCAUCUUGUUUUCAAUCACCUUCCUUAUUUUGGUGGCGUUUGUAAAGAAGGUACUCUCAAAACACAAACAGGAAACACCUAAGGUUGUUGAAGUUGUCAGGAUAUGAUUAAGAGGGGAGGCAACUAUGCAAGUGGUUUGAAAUCAUGUUUGUCACUUAUACCAGUACAUAAUCCAUUUUUUAAAAUAUCUUUUUAUAUUUUUUUUUAUUCAUUCAAAAUCAGUAGAUACAUGUAUACAAAGUACAUGAUGCAACAACACUUGUACACCGUAGAACAUAAUCUUGCUGUAAUAGUCUAAAUAGUGAUUGUUUGUCAAUAGCAUAGUUACGAUUGAUUUCUACAGCAGGCUUUUCUGCGAAUCAACAGGGAUCUUAUUUUAAGGCAGCAAAAAUAUCAAGAAACCCGGUCUCACAUGCUUUCAUAAAUGUUGUCCCAUUGCUUAUUUUGUACAAUAUGUUUUUUUGAGUAAACAGUUGUCUUUC
Molecule: messenger RNA, 2214 nt
Organism: Haliotis rubra (blacklip abalone)
Lineage: Eukaryota; Metazoa; Mollusca; Gastropoda; Lepetellida; Haliotidae
Product: sodium-dependent glucose transporter 1A-like
Exons: 4
Coding region: 343-1839 (498 amino acids)
Biological process (GO): transmembrane transport
Source: RefSeq, a predicted model, not a curated record